CUCUUUCCCAGAUCUUGUCCUUGUCUUUUCCGCUUUAUUUGUCUCUUCAUUCCCUUACGACUCCUCCCCCCUCCAGCAGCAGCCAAAGGGCAGGGUAUCGUGAAUCGGAUUACCUGCAGACUGGGCCGUUGGGCACCUUCACCGCAACUAACAUUUGAGGGGAAACGCGGGCGGGAUAUGGCGAGAGCUCCAAUCCGAUCUGACGCCCUUUGUGGCCAGUGACCCAUCUCAAUACUCUGCCACGUCCAGUGCUACGUCAAGUGCCACCGCCAGUGGACGGGAGUUCCUGAUCCAUGUGUAGUGAUGCUGCUGCAUUGGACCGCAGUUGCCGACGACCCUGCAACCCCCCGCCCCCCUCCCCGAUGCUCGAUAUUGCCGGAGACUCGAGAUCUUGGUCAGGUUUAAUGUGUAAACUAAAUCCGGCUGCUCGUAUCAGGGACUCCAGGGCCGGGAAGGGCUCCAUGGCAUCGUACCCAAGCUUCUCUGCUAUCAAAUUGGUAGCUGGAAACGAAUUUUGUUCUCAAGGACUCGACCCCCCCCCCCCAAAAGCCCGAGGCCAUGGGGAAUUUUCUGGUAUCGGUGGGCUAAUGGCGGUUUCAACUCGUCAUGAUUGACGAGCGAUCUUCUCACGGCUAAACCUUUCUGGAGGAUGAUCAACUUGACCGACGCCGAGGAAAGGCCAGCCGUCCCGCCACGAGUUGCUUGUCGGACAUCGAUGGAAGCCGGCGGACACUCCAUCCAUCCUCAUCCUCCAAUGGCGACAAUGGCCCGCGUUCUCAACCUCCGGCCACUCUUGAGAUGGCCUGGGCUCUGCUCGGCCAAAGGGCGGGCAGUCCAUCGUCGUCAGUUGUUCGCGGCCAUCGCGCUAGUAAAUGUACAUGGGCUACUGGCCUGGUCACGUCUUGUGCGCCAUCACCCUCCUCCCAGGCGCCCAGCAAACGCACGCACACGAGCGGGCAGCCCUGGUGUACCUACAUGAUUCGACGGUUAGGCUACCAAGGCCGUGGCAUGUACAGGAUGCAUACGACGUGCAGCCACCUCACCCAUUCGACGCCGACAGUUCCGCGUCACCAGCAGCCCAAUGCAGCUAUUCUCGGGGGGAGGACUCACGAGGACCCCCCCCUAUUUGGCGGGGUCCCUUAUGUUCUGUUGUCCCUGAACGUCAAGAGUGUCAGAGCAAUAUCACAAGCAGGCAGGCAGACAGAUUGGAGAGAUGCCGUUCGGCAGGUUGCUGUUUAAGAAUCCCACGCUCACGACGAGCGGCAUAAGGGUCUGCCGUCGGCCUUGUUGUCGUGGCUAGCACACCAGUAGACGGCUGACAAGCUCAAGACUGACCGACUAACUGACUGACUGAUUGGAUAUCAUGGCAGGCGUCAGCCGCGGCGUGCUCUGUACAAGCAUCUAGCCUUUAGAUGCGAUCGACCGUUGCCCAACGUGCGCGGUGGUUGUGUCGUGGUAUAGCAACGCUCCGC
Messenger RNA from Colletotrichum destructivum, 1472 nucleotides. RefSeq lists its product as uncharacterized. The record is from RefSeq and is a predicted model, not a curated record. Lineage: Eukaryota; Fungi; Ascomycota; Sordariomycetes; Glomerellales; Glomerellaceae. The coding region runs from base 799 to 1239 and encodes 146 amino acids. The transcript has a single exon.